AUGAGGAACGCAUGGUGCUCACCUGGAGAGAUCAAACUGGAAGGUCAACCACUAGAAGAAGUCACCUCCUACACAUACCUCGGAAGAAGCAUCAACAUGGAGGGAGACCUAAGACCAGACGUCGCCAGAAGAAGACGAGCGGCCUGGAUAGCACUAGGAAGCAUCAAAGAAGUCACAAAGAUACUCAAGAAUCACCAGAGAACUCAGGCACACCUCUUCGACAACACCAUCCUCUGCUACGGGACAGAGACC
Molecule: messenger RNA, 252 nt
Organism: Mesorhabditis belari
Lineage: Eukaryota; Metazoa; Nematoda; Chromadorea; Rhabditida; Rhabditidae
Source: the annotation of a GenBank genome assembly